Molecule: messenger RNA, 2068 nt
Organism: Cucumis melo (muskmelon)
Lineage: Eukaryota; Viridiplantae; Streptophyta; Magnoliopsida; Cucurbitales; Cucurbitaceae
Product: probable complex I intermediate-associated protein 30
Exons: 10
Coding region: 1145-1882 (245 amino acids)
Biological process (GO): mitochondrial respiratory chain complex I assembly; mitochondrial electron transport, NADH to ubiquinone
Cellular component (GO): mitochondrion
Source: RefSeq, a predicted model, not a curated record
CAAAAAAUGAAAUUUUUAUUAGUUUUUGAAAAUUUCCACAUUCACCCUUCUCUUUAGUCAUUUGCAAAGACCCACCAAACCCUAAAAUGAUACUCAAAUUUCAUUUUAGAAUAUUGCUAACAUACAAAAUUACAUUGUAGCAUAAGAUAAUAUUGAUGUUCUGUAAAUGCACAACAAUUAGUCAUCUCUCUCUAAUCUCUCUCACUCUAUACCACAAAUGAGGUGAUAAGAACUAUAAACCUAAGGAAAUGCUUCUAGUUCCCUAACCAUUGCAGUUAAGCUUUAGUUGGCAAAUGAAGGAAGCUCCAAACAAGUAGUACUGAAGUUUCGGGCACAAAAACCCCACAUUGAAGAACAUUAAAGUUUAGUAUUUCUAGACCUCCUCACAAGAGUCCAAACCCCUCUCUAUAUCUGUUAAAACACACCCACCUCCCAAAAACUCAAGUGAUGAAGACGAUGGAAUGGCUAAGUGAUGAAGACGAAGAGAUGAUGCCGCGUCUGCAGACGAAGAGGUGAAGAAGAGUCGAAGACGAGAGGAAAUGAAGCAGAGUCAGACGAAGAAAUAAUUUUAACCUAAUCGGUAAAUUUUAAACCCGAACCGAUUUCGGUUCGGUAACGCUGUUGUUACUAACCGGUCCAACCCGAACCGAAUCGCGUCGGGUCGGUUUUUCACCCCUUAUAAUGAAGUUUACGCCCUGCUUUGCCUUCAUCUCCGACCACGUUGCCUGGUCUCGGACGGCUCCGGCUUCUUCUCGACGAUAUUGUCGGCAGGACUUCGCUCACUGCAUCUAUAAAUUCGGCGGCUCGUCCCUGAACACGGGCGGCGCGACUUUCCCUAUCUUUUGACGCGGCGUCAGUACCGGUCCAUUUAGAUCAGAGUUUCUCUUAAUUAAUUUCUUCACAAACAAAACUAGGGUAUCUCAAGGUGACACACUAGGGUGAAUAAAUCCCUUGUCCAUAAGUUCCUCCAACUGCACUUUGAAUUUCUUAUGCUCAACGAGUGUCAUUCGAUAAGUUGCUUUACAGCGUGGUUGUCCUAGGUAGCAGAUCUAAUAGAAGUCCAUUUAUUGGUUGGAGGCAUUGCAAGGAGAUCUUUGGGGUGUGAAGUACCUCCUCUGUUGUAAGGGCUUGACUGGUGUGAAAGAUGUCAAAAUUGCGAGCACUCUGGAGAGCUUCUGUAAAUACAACAAAAAAAGCUCUCGCUUGGAAUGUUGAGGAUUGGAUACCACCUACUGAAAAAUACAUAUUCAACUUCAAUUCCAAGCAGGAAGUUAAGAAAUGGCAUUUAUAUUCAGAUUCUGAAUAUGGAGGAUUGUCAUCAGCGUCAUUGGAAAUCAGUGAAACUGGAAAUGAGCUUCGUGGAGUUUUCUCUGGAAAUCUCUCCUUGGAUAUAAGUGGGAACUCAAAAUGGAACAUAACCCGGAGUGGGUUUUGUGGAAUGCGCUCCAAAAAGAGAUUUGCACCUGUAGAUGCUGGCAUGCACAGUUACAAGAAUCAUAAACCCUUCCUUGUGUUUGAUGGCUAUUUUGAUUUGGAUUCGUAUGAUUCAAUUGCAAUGAAAGUUAAAGGAGAUGGACGAUGCUAUAUAUCAACUAUUUAUACAGAGAAUUGGGUGAACUCACCAGGACAGGAGGAAGAUAAUUCUUGGCAAGCAUUUUUUCUAGCGCCUAAAGGUGAUUGGUAUAUUGCCAAGAUUCCUCUCGAUCGAUAUUUACCAACAUGGAGAGGGAAUGUAAUAGAUGCAGAGUUGGAAAUGAAUCCAUCUCGUAUUGUUGGAAUGUCUUUAUCGGUUAAUGCGGCUGGUCGCUUUCCUGGUGCUACAUCUGGGCCUGGUGACUUUCAAGUCGAAAUCGAUUGGAUCAAAGCCUUGAGAACUCAGUGAGUCAGUUUUGAUUUUGUUACAUAUUAGAAAUAAAUAACUUAACUAUGAUCCCUUUUUAAUCUCUGCUCCAAUAAAAAUGCAAAUUUUUGUACCAAAUUAUUUUCAGAACUUUUGUAGUCUCGAAUAUGUAAAACACGUCCCAUUUGGGUCUUUAGUCUUGGAAUAUAUACAUCAAACUUUACUUUA